Myripristis murdjan (pinecone soldierfish) is the source of this 3954-nucleotide messenger RNA. RefSeq names its product growth arrest-specific protein 1. The transcript has a single exon. NCBI's taxonomy places the organism in Eukaryota, Metazoa, Chordata, Actinopteri, Holocentriformes, Holocentridae. Gene Ontology annotation, biological process: regulation of cell cycle. The coding region runs from base 731 to 1480 and encodes 249 amino acids. The record is from RefSeq and is a predicted model, not a curated record.
UUUCCUUUCUUUUUUCUGCAGAAGGAGGGGUGUUGUGGGGAAAUGCUCGGCCGACCGUGAAGCGUAACAGCAAGAAGAGGGACAAAGACGCGCAUAGCGGGACAAAAUGCGACAGAUAGAAACCUGUUUCAACUUCAAAAAUAUGGACUAGGCUACAUGGAUGGAUGUUGAUCUAGACAAACUAACAGCAUGGAAAACAAGAGUCGAAACAGACACUGGCAAGAAAGAUGACUUCGAGCGUAUGAACCGAGUCGUGGACAAUAACUUUGGGAAGAAUGCGCGUCAACUUGGAUACAGUACAUUUCAAUGUGGUGCUGUGCGCCCGGAUCGCCACUGACGCAAAUGGCGUGGAACGUUCACAACUGUUUUGGAGUGUAAAUCCCCACUUUUGAACGGACAUUAUCCUCGGAAUGAGUAUUGCUGCGCUGUUUGUCUCCUUCGCAGCCACGCGUGGUCUUUCUCCAGAGUCGGAGUUUCACUGCUGCACAAAGAGGAGGCACCGACAAACUUCACUAAUAUACAAAUUUGUAGAUUAUUACCCAAGAUUAUCUGAGUUUGUUGUCCCUCCAUUCGUUGCUGACAGGCUCUGGGCUGUUGUUGCAAGCGCACAUUAGAUCUUAGACGAUUGUCUUAGAUUAAACGUGUCAUUUGUUUCCAAAUUAAUUGUCCUAAUGUGCCGACUUUUCUGGUGGAGAAGGUGCGCGUCACCGAACUAGAACUUCAUUCAAGCAUGAAAUGUUGGUGCAGCGCCCUGGCCCUUCUCCCGUGGGUGCUGGUGGCCUUAGAUGCCCAACUAAUCUGCUGGCAGGCGCUGCUUCGGUGCCACGACGAGCCUGAAUGCGAGCUUGCAUACAGUCAGUAUUUAGCAGCAUGUGAAGGCAACAUUAGGGGGACUAGGAGGCAAUGCCCGAGCCACUGUAUCAACGCACUGAUAAGACUGAAUCACACCCGCAGCGGGCCAGACCUGGAGACCUGCGACUGUGCCCAAGACCUGGAGUGCAUUAACGCCAAGCGCGCCAUAGAGCCGUGCCUCCCUCGCAGACACCCAAAUGAUGCCGGGGGGAUCGGCUGCACCGAGGCCCGGCAACGCUGCGAGGAAGACAGCAGCUGCCACACCUCCCUGACGGCCUAUUUGUCCUACUGCGGCCAGCUGUUCAACGGCAGGAAGUGCUCCUCCAAGUGUAAAGCCACCAUUCAGCAGAUGCUGUUCAUCCCAAAUGGCAUGCUCCUGAACCGCUGUGUUUGUGAUGGGGUGGAGAGGCCUUUCUGUGAAGUGGUCAAGGAGAACAUGAGUAAACUUUGCUCCAUUGGAGACCACAGUGUCAUCUCAGACCAGCCAGAUGUGGAUGAUAUCUAUGAGGAUGAGGACUAUGAUCCCAAAAAUGACAGAGAGGAGAUAUAUCCCGACUAUUCUGGCUCCCAGCAGCUGUCCAGCUACAUGCCGCUCCUGUAUCUUUCCCUAGCACGGAUAUUAUAUUGAGAUGGGCACAUGGUGCAGCAGCUGCUGGAUUUAGGAGUAGUAAUAAUGAUGUGAUACUGUAAUGCUAUUCUCUUUUCACUUGGCCCCCUCUCCUGGGUGCUCAGAGGGCAGGAUCUCCCCUGGAGGUGGUAGUGAUUCAUUCAAGUCAAUGACUUGCCCAAGGACACCUCAGUGGGACUGGAACCCAGGUCUGCUGUUUUAAGGAAGGUCCCUUUAAGCACUCAGCCUCCCUACUGCCCUGAUUUAGUUGCAGGAUGAUAGGGAGCACAGUAGUGUUUUGUGUAGGUCUUACAUAACCAUUUCAUAACAAUUCUUGAGCACACACACACACACACACACACGCACAGGAAAACUACUGUUUGAUCUGUGAUCUAAACCUUUGCAUAGAUGGCCUUACACUGAGUGAACAGCUCACUUUUUGCUAAGUUGAAAGAAAGUCUGUGGUCAAAGGUGGCAAAAACCCUCCAGGUGAUCGUUUGAGUGGAAAUGAACCAAACUUGACAUCUUUUGGUGGCAUUAUUUGUUGCUGGGCAUUACCAUUUAGUGUGCCUUUUAUCGGCUUCUGUUUGUUUUGUUUGGUUUCAAUGGUCCUUGAAGUGUGGCUUUAUUAAGACUUAAGACAAACAUUGGACCCGUCCAGUCUCUGUUUGCUCUCCUCUCCAUUUCAGGGGCCUCUGCAUUGUUGCAGCAACCACACUUCAAAUAUUUGUGGGAACGGUCAGGGGACAGACAAGGGUUUGGGAUCAAGUAGUUAAAUUAACUGAAGCGCCUCUCCAGCAGUCUGUCUGGGACCCCUCCCCCAUCAGAGAUUGUUUUAUUGAACUUUUCCCUGAGACCCCCCUUCUUCCUCUCUUCUGCCUCCCCUUUCACGCCUCUUAAAGACCCCCUGUCUUUUAGAGAGCCGCCUCCCCUUCCCUAGAUAACGAAACCAUAGGCUACUUGUCAAUUCAAGCCAAGUUUAUUUGUAGAGUGCUUUUAACAGACGAUUGUCGCAAAGUGCUUUCUACAAAAUAGAUGGUAUGAAUGCAGACAAAGAAGAUGGGAUUAAUUAAAAUGAAGGCUAGGACAACUUCAUCACUAACUCCUCUGAGUGAUUCCACACAGUGAAUGUACUUUUGAAGGGUUUUGUUCCAAAAUGUUUUAAGAAUCUCUAAGUUGAAAUAUGGCUCACUAUCUAAAAAAAUACAGUUAAUACCACUCUGAAAUAUUUUUAUGUCAUAGGUCAAGGUCUUCAGGUAGCUAAUAACCUUAAUAGUCUUAUAAAUAAUGAUCCAGAAAUCACUUUACCAGAGAAGGUGUCGUAUUUUUCAAAGGGUUGAUCUCUCAGUUUGGAACAAAACCAUCAUUUGUAAUAGGUGUUAAGUCUCUGCAGGUAUACAUUAUAAUGCACAAGCAGGCCUACACCGCAGAAGGAUUUUUUUUUAUACUUGAGCUGAAAAGGAAUUGAUUACUCACCUAUGAAAUAUUCACACACCAAAAAACUUGAGUAAGCUGCACAUGCCGGAUGAGAUAAUGUAUGCCACAACUUGUGUUAAGUACCCAACUGGCUCAGAUAGUAUUUUCUCUCCCUCGGUUUGGUUUCUCCUCCUUGGAGUACCAGAUGAAACAUAAGUGUCAAGCGUGUUUUCAUUCACAGGAAAGUGAACUAACCCAGCUUACACACCUUCCUGUGAUUGUCUAAACAUCUGUCACUCUUUGCACCGCGCUGUGUGGCAGUCCCCAACCUACGUGAGUCAAACACACCAGUACAACGUAUCUGCAAAUGCUAUUUGGCCCAAUUCUGGCUACAAAUGCUGAGUUUCUACAAAGAAUUGGUUUAAUUGUUAUUUAUCCUGGGAAAGUUAACAAUGCAUGUAAGCUGUUUCCCGGCGCUGCCUUUGCUUCACAUUCGUAUAGUUAGACACAUUUAGAUCAAGGAGCUGCCCAGCUGAGGGCUAAAGGCUUUGCUCAAGGGCACCACAGUGGUAAACCAAGUUGUUGAGAGAGGGGGGUGUUUGUUAUUUUCUAGCCUACCGCUGUCCCAGGUUAAGCUGUUUAGUGAAAAGGGAAAGUAAUUUUUUUUUUUUUCUUCAGUUUCAUCUCUCAAAAAGAAGCUGCGUGUUCGUCCAUGUCUAUGCCACUUGAAAAUGUCUCUAAACUAAUCUUUGUUUUGUUAUGAAUGUUCAGAAUGUUUUUUUUUUCCUCUGACCUGAUCAUGUAGCUGUUGGCCUUAAGGAAAAUGUUGAUAAAUGUUAAAUUAUGAAACUAGAAUAUGAAGAAUGUAUAUAUUUUACAGUUAUAUGCAGUAAGAUGAGCCAGUGCCAGGCCACUGUUUCUUAAAUGCAGUUAAUACAGUGUAAACACACAGAAGUAACUCGUACUUUGUCCUGACAUAACAUUUAGAGUUUUCAUCUCAUUAUGCUGGAAUAACAUUUUAAAGCAGUGAAUUUCCAUAUAGGAGUGCAGUUUUUGUAAUAAAAUGUUAAUGAAUUGAA